Messenger RNA from Asparagus officinalis (garden asparagus), 1521 nucleotides. RefSeq lists its product as uncharacterized. The transcript is spliced from 2 exons. NCBI's taxonomy places the organism in Eukaryota, Viridiplantae, Streptophyta, Magnoliopsida, Asparagales, Asparagaceae. The record is from RefSeq and is a predicted model, not a curated record. The coding region runs from base 1 to 1521 and encodes 506 amino acids.
AUGGUACGUCAAUGUAAACUACAGAAGCUUCAUGUACUUGUUACGCCUGAAGAGAAGAAGAUUCGGAGGCAAAAGCAAUUACGUAAACGCUACCAAGACAACGUUAGGAAACAAAUACAAGAAACAACAAGUGAUCAAAAUUCUGACGUAAAUUUAGUUGAUCAUAUUCUCUCGGAAUAUCUCUCUGCAAAUAGUGAUCCCAUUGAAUAUGAUGCAAUAGGGAUUGUUCAUGAAAAUCAAGAACAUAUUACAAUGAAAGAUUCAAUUGACCAAUCAAUAAAAAAAUAUUACGAGGCAAAAGAAAUUGUGGGAAAAAGUGGCAUUCAUAUCACAAGUGACAUAGCACAUGCCCCAAUUUCAUCUCUACUAGAAAUAGUUCAAGAGAAGGGAUUAGGCUCUCGCCUUCCAAAGCAAAGGCUAAAAGGCCACCCUUUGCUCUGGAUCAUCCCAUCUAAAGUUUGUAGCAAGUGCAAUGCAAUUGUUUGGAAAGAGGAGAAAGUAAAUGGCAAGAAAAAACUUGAGUCAUACUAUACAACCUGUUGCAAAAAUGGAAAGAUUAUUCUACCCCAUUUUCGUAGGGCACCAAAAAGGCUUCGUAGACUUUUGAACCCAAGCAACCUCGAUGCACACAGUAGAAGAUUUCGUGAACACAUACGUUCAUUUAAUUCAAUGUUCUGUAUGACUUCGCAUGGAGCGAAGAUUGACUAUAAUGUUAUGCGUGGUAAAGGACCUUACACAUUUAGAAUGCAUGGCCAAAACUAUCAUGCGAUUAGAUCCUUAAUACCUGAACCACCUAAUAAACCUAGGUAUGCUCAGUUGUGUAUAUAUGAUACAGCAAAUGAGAUUGAAAAUAGAUAUCGAUCUUUAAAUCGAACUAGCCUUCCAAGUGAGGCGAUGGAAAUAAUGGACAAAGAGAUCAUAGUUGAUGUUAAACUUGAGCUCGAUUCUGUCAAUGGAUAUGUCCAGGAGUUUAGGAAGGAAAGAGACUUCCAUGAAAUGAACCAAACAGCUGAGUUUGCACUAAGAUUAAUUGAAAAUCGAAAUCGAGGGUUAAGCAACUAUAAUCGCCCCCAAGCAGAUGAUAUUGCCGUCCUCAUGCUUGGCGAUGAGUUUGAAGAAAACAAAGGGCGUGACAUUAUUAUAAAACAUAAGAAGAAAGGAUUUCAGCGUAUAACUGAAUUGCAUCCAUCUUACAUGCCGCUACAAUAUCCGUUACUAUUUCCUUACGGUGAGGAUGGAUGGCAUAUGGGUUUACAAAACCAUAAUCUUAAUGGAAAAAAUAGAAAAAGAAAAAAAAUGAGCAUGAAAGAUUAUUAUGCAUAUCGACUUCAGCAACGCACAACUGAAGCGACAACUCUUUUGCAAGGUGGAAGGCUUCUUCAACAGUUCAUAGUUGAUGCUUAUGCCGCAGUUGAAGAAGAGUGUCUAUGUUGGAUUAGAAAUAACCAGAGGACACUUCGUGCUGAACUAUAUAAGGGUCUGUGUGAUGCAUUAGAGGCCGGCGAUAGCAACACAGCAUAA